Molecule: messenger RNA, 1161 nt
Organism: Emiliania huxleyi CCMP1516
Lineage: Eukaryota; Haptophyta; Isochrysidales; Noelaerhabdaceae
Exons: 4
Coding region: 1-1161 (386 amino acids)
Biological process (GO): peptidyl-lysine trimethylation
Molecular function (GO): protein-lysine N-methyltransferase activity
Source: RefSeq, a predicted model, not a curated record
AUGUGCCUGUCGCCGGCGCUGCAGAGCGGCGAGGACAUCGUCAGCCACCAGCUCGAGCUGCAGUCGAUCUUGCACGGUGUGCACCAGCGCUACGCCGGCCGCCAAGGGCGGUACAACAAGCACGACACGGCGCGGCUCCGCUACAUCAAAAACACCGCCUUCCCGGGCCUGCGCUUCGGCAAGAUGGCGCCGACGAGCGAGAACGCGGUCCUGGCUGAGGGAGCGGCAGAGGCGGAGGAUGGCGCGAUGCUUCUGGUUCGGAUGCAGUGCCCCGCGUCCGUGGACGGGCACUACUGGUCCGAGCUGCUGGUCGACGCUGGCGCGCUCUAUGUCAGCCUGAGCGACGGCGGCCGCGGCACGGACGCCGAGCAGCCGAUAUACCACGCCCACCCGCCCGGAGAGUCGAGCGCGCAGCUGCUCGAGCGGCUCCCCGCGGAGACCACGCCGGGGCACCUGACGCCGGUCUGGUCCAACACGCAGCUCGAGGUUGGCUUUGCGCCGGACGUCGACGUCGAGGCGACCCUCCUCCUCGCGGCCGCCGUCGCGGGCGAGACUCCGCCGCGCUUCGAGGUGGAGCUGCUGGGCGCGCGUGACUGGGUGUCGCAGGUGCAGUCGGACUGGGCGCCCGUCGAGCUGGCGGGCUGUCUGCGCAUCCUCUUCCCGUGGCACGCCGACAGCGCCGGCGAGGGCUCGUGCGGCGCGCUGCCACCAGCCCUGCAGCUGCAGCCGGGGAUGGCGUUUGGGACGGGCGAGCACGCGACGACGCAGCUCUGCGUUCGCGGCGUGCACUCGCUGCUGGCGGGGGGGCGGCUGACCGGCUGCGACGCGAUGCUCGACUUCGGCUCUGGCUCCGGCGUCGUUUCGCGCGCCAACGCCGUUGACAACGGGAUGGCGGACCGGUUCGUGGCGGUGCAGCCCGCCGAGGAGGCGCCGGAGGAGUACGAGCUCGUGGUUGCAAACAUCCUCGCGCGCACGCUCGUGCAGCUGCAGCAGCCCACACUGUCCUCGCGCGUCGCGGCGGGAGGCACACUGCUGCUCUCGGGCAUCUGGGGCGAGGCGCAGGCGGCCGAGGUGGAGGCGGCGUUCGCGCCCGACUUCGAGGGCUUUGAGCGGAGCUGGCAGGACGGGUGGGUGGUGAUCAGCGCGAGGCGCAGGAGGUAA